GUCCAUUGUCUACGCUUAGAGGCGCUGUAAUCCCCGACGCUCUAUAAGUACUUCUCGUACCUCCCCACUAGUCCCCAGGUGUCGAUCCAUCUUCCAUCUCUCUCUUCGCUUUCCGGUACACGUUCAGCUCGCUAGAUUCUUGGUUAACCGACUCCAUCCACUUGCUACACGUUCGACGCCUGCAUAUCACUGUAUCCAACAUCCAUACGACCAUCGCACUGUUUCCUUAGAUCACUCAACGAGCAUCUCUGCAUCAUCUUUCAUCGCAGCCGGCUGCCUCCAACUUCAUCAGCAUCUCAUCUCGUCAACACAUUCGUCAUCUCGUAUCUCAUCAAUCACAAUGGCCCCUUACGUUUCCGCUGAGCCCAUCCAGACCAACGUCAACAAGGCCGUCGAGUUCCUCACUCAUCGCCUUCGCUAUCCCACACCUGUCCUUUCCACCCUCCGCGCCGCUCUAAUCGACAGCCUCAUUGCACACUACGCCCAGUCAUGGGAUCCCACCGAGCCACCCCGCGGAUCUGGCCGCCGUUGCCUCACUCUCAGUCCAGAGAGCCUCCCUCCCCGCCCAAUCUACACUGCCAUGAAAGCCGCCAACGUGCAGUGGUCCGAGUGGAUUGCCGCUCUCGGUGGAUUUGAGUUCGACCUCUGCGUCGACCCAGGGCACGUGUACCGUCGUCGGACUAUCUCUGGCUUUACCGAAGUUCGCGACAUUUGGUCUGAGGAGGCGGAGCAGAAGAUGAAAAUGGACGCUUUCCGUCGGAAUCAGAAGGAGGCGUCGGCCAAAACGCUGGCGCAGCAGGUGAUGCUGGCCGAUGAAGACUCUGAAGACGAAAUCUUCGUUAUGAUCGCUGACGAACUCCGCGAGCCGACAUGGAUGACUCCCAUUCACCCCACAUUCCCCAACACAUCAUACCUCACCGUUCCUACCACCGCCGCCACCAAGACCAGCUCGACGGUCUCGAACCACUCGCGGUCCAGCUCUCGCUCGUCCAACUCGAGCUCUGGCUUCUCGUUCUCAUCCGUCGACACGUCUGACACGUCCUCCGUGUCCUCUGGCACGACCGCCUCUUCCUCUUCGACUCAGACGUCGUCCAAGCUGUCCCGCAGGGAACGUGCCCGCCAAGCGCGCGUCUUCAUCGAUCAGAGCAAGACGGAGGUCACGAACUACGACGGUGGCAAGACGACCGUCCUCACCGGUGGCGUUAUGCUCGGCGGUCGUCCUCCCAAGCCCGCUGCUGCCCCUGCUCCCAUUCAGAGGACACGUCCUGCUAUGGGUCCCAGCUUCAACUGGCGCGCCACCCGCGUCUGAACGUUCCAUGUGUUCUUCUACACCAUUCGUAUUCACUUUCAUUUCUUCCCUGAACGACGUUUUUCACGAUUCAUCUUUUGCCCACAGUGCAGGACACUUUCGACGUACAUAUUACGAGCAUACUGACGACGUGCCUUCGAGUCAUUCAUCUUCAUCUUCUCACAAUGGUUACCCUAUUGCACUCUAAUACCCCUUUCUCUUUCCCUCGUCUCUCAUCCACUGUAGCCUUGGUCUUUCAUCUAGUCAACAAUUGUGUCCAUUAUCUCGCAGCGUCUCGAACCGUGUAGCAUUUAUCAACCUCAUACCCAUCUUCCCCACUCCGUCGAACCAGCAUCCAUUUAACGAGCUUCGUGUUAUCGUUCUAUAUCAUUAUUCCGUUUCGCGGCCUCUCGCUUCUAGCUUCCUAAGGACCGUCUAAUCUUCGCUUGCUUCUGCUUUGCUUCAUUGCUCUCUCAUGUGCAUAAUAGUCUCCUUCUAGUUUGUCGCUCUUCUUCGUCGGUGCACCGUUUGCAUGCAUACGCCACACUCCUUGGGCUCUGGUAUGUUUAUAUAUCUUUCUGGCUGAUACCAUACGUUACAUACCUACAUAGUACACAAUUGCUUUUUGUGUUACUUGGUGUUGUCUUGGUGUUAGCGUCGGUAUCCGGGCUUCAUUUGUAGUUUUGACCUGGUGUUCAAUUGAGGCGGGUUCU
Messenger RNA from Stereum hirsutum FP-91666 SS1, 2001 nucleotides. RefSeq lists its product as uncharacterized. Lineage: Eukaryota; Fungi; Basidiomycota; Agaricomycetes; Russulales; Stereaceae. The transcript is spliced from 3 exons. Bases 341 to 1309 code for a protein of 322 amino acids. Gene Ontology annotation, cellular component: nucleus; cytoplasm. The record is from RefSeq and is a predicted model, not a curated record. Gene Ontology annotation, biological process: negative regulation of cell population proliferation; negative regulation of mitotic cell cycle.